Molecule: messenger RNA, 1668 nt
Organism: Penicillium argentinense
Lineage: Eukaryota; Fungi; Ascomycota; Eurotiomycetes; Eurotiales; Aspergillaceae
Exons: 2
Coding region: 1-1668 (555 amino acids)
Biological process (GO): transmembrane transport
Molecular function (GO): transmembrane transporter activity
Source: RefSeq, a predicted model, not a curated record
AUGUCGCCAUACGAGGAGUUUCCACGCUUUGCAGAGGGCCCAGGAGACGUCCCCGAGAUGAACGCCGAUAAUGGAAAGUACGCCGCAGUCGAGGGUACUGCGCCGGCUGAUGUGGAUAAGCGUGUCGACACGGCUCCCGCAGACAACAUUGGGCAGACCGAGGCUGCAGUCGAGUCCACUGAGGCAGGUGGUGACCAGCGCGACUUUUCGGUCUUCUCGGUCUGGCAAAAGCGGUUCAUCAUCUUGGUGGGUUCGUUUGCUGCCUUCUUCUCGCCACUGUCGUCCAGCAUCUACUUCCCGGCUUUGGAUACAAUCCACAAGGAGCUUGGUGUCUCGACUUCCAAGAUCAAUCUUACGGUGACCACGUAUCUGAUCUUGCAGGGAUUCGCCCCCAUGUUGAUCGCCGGUUUCUCAGACAGUGCUGGACGCCGCCCCGCCUACAUCAUCUGCUUCACCAUCUACGUCACAGCGAAUCUGGGACUCGGACUUCAGAAUUCUUACGCGGCGCUGAUGGUCCUGAGAUGUCUCCAGUCUGCCGGCAGCAGUGGAACCGUGGCCCUCGCGAACGGUCUGGUGGGUGACCUGAUCACCUCCUCGGAACGUGGUUCGUACAUUGCAUUUGCCUCACUUGGCUCGAUGCUGGGCCCUUCGCUCUCUCCCAUCAUCGGCGGCCUGAUCAGUCAGUAUCUGAAUUGGCACUGGAUCUUCUGGUUCCUUCUCAUCCUCUCUGCCAUCUUUGCGGGCGGCCUUAUCGCAUUCCUGCCUGAGACCUGCCGCAAAGUGGUGGGUGAUGGAUCCAUCCCGCCGCCAUGGCCCAACUUGUCGAUCAGUGACUGGAUCCGACACCGAUGCCGUGAGCGAAACGGAUCCGUCUCUGCCGAGCAGAUCCUCGAAGCGAGAAAAAACUACGCGUUCCGGUUCCCGUCUCCUCUCCCUACCCUCAAGGUCGUCGUUGACUUCGAAACGGGCCUUAUCCUCCUCACAACGGGACUGAUGUACGCGGGCUUCUACGCUGUGAUGACGGGCGCCACGACGACCUUCCACGAAGUGUACCACUUCAACAACAUCCAGACUGGGUUGAUGUACAUCCCUAUCGGAGCAGGUGGUAUCUUCUCCGCGUUCACGACUGGCCGCCUCGUCGACUGGAACUACCGCCGUCAUGCCCUUCGUGCUGGACUCCCCGUCAAGCGAAACCGCCACCAGGAUAUUAGCCAAUUUAACAUCGAAAGGGCACGCCUGGAAAUCGCCAUCCCCGCAUACCUGCUCAGCUCUGUUCUGAUGAUCGGCUUCGGCUGGGUCGUCGGUAGAAACGUGAGCAUUGCGGUGCCCAUCAUCCUGCUCUUUCUGAACGGAUGGGUCUUGAACGCCUGCUCGCAGGUCCUUAACGCACUGAUGGUUGACAUCUGGCCCGAAAACCCGGCGGCGGCCACGGCCGCGAAUAACCUGAUGCGGUGCGAGCUGGGCGCGGCUGCUUCGGCGGCAAUUAACCCUAUGCGGAUGGCGAUGGGUUGGGGAUGGGCGUACACGACUCUGGGGAUGAUUUGCAUUGUUGCAUCGCCUACUCUCAUUCUUAUGACACGGUACGGUAUUGUUUGGCGACAGCGUAGAUUAACGAAGAGGCGUGAGAAGACGGAGCGUAAGAUUAACGAGGAGCUCGAAUUGCAGUGA